This is a messenger RNA of Hypomesus transpacificus, 1417 nucleotides long. RefSeq names its product sorcin (gene sri). The record is from RefSeq and is a predicted model, not a curated record. The transcript is spliced from 8 exons. Lineage: Eukaryota; Metazoa; Chordata; Actinopteri; Osmeriformes; Osmeridae. The coding region runs from base 110 to 715 and encodes 201 amino acids. Gene Ontology annotation, molecular function: calcium ion binding.
GUGAAAACUGACACACCCUCUGGACAAAAAAGGCAGGUCAGGAAGCAGAGCUAGCUACUUGCACUUCAUCACACGCGACAGGAUUUAAGAUUCCUUUUUGUUCUUAAAAAUGGCCUAUCCAGGAUAUGGUGCUCCGCCCGGUGGUUACCCAGGAGGGCAGUAUGGAGGUGCCCCAGGAGCUCCAGGAUAUGGAGGAUUUCCUGGCCAGCAACAGGACCCCCUCUUUGGAUACUUUACUGCAGUUGCUGGAAACGAUGGACACAUAUCAGCAGAGGAGCUUCAGGCCUGCCUCACACAGGCUGGCUUCUCUGGAGGCUACAGACCUUUUAACUUGGAGACUUGCCGUCUGAUGAUCAACAUGUUGGAUAGAGACAUGUCCUGCACCAUGGGUUUCAACGAGUUCAAAGAGUUGUGGGCUGUACUCAACGGUUGGAAGCAGCACUUCAUGUCCAUCGACCGUGAUCGAAGUGGGACUGUGGACCCUCAGGAGAUGCAUCAGGCCGUCUCCACGAUGGGCUACAGUUUGAGCCCACAAGCCAUGAACUGCGUCAUCAAACGUUACAGUACUCAAGGGAAGAUAACGUUUGACGACUAUGUGGCUUGUUGUGUGAAACUCAGGACGCUGACUGAUGUAUUCAGAAAAAGGGACACAACUGGACAAGGGUCUGCCGCAUUUCAAUAUGAUGACUUCAUCCAGUGCACCAUGAGCUGUUAAAGAAGAAACACGGAAGAAUGCAAUUUAGACGGUCGGUCUUUAAUGCUAAUAAAUCUGCAUGAGUUCAUGUUUCCCCAAUGUAUGUAUUUUAUACUCACAUACUUAUUUUCAUAAAUUAUUGUUUUUAUAAUAACAUGAUUUAAACCUCAUUAAUCUGCUGUCCCUGUUCAUAGAAAAAAGUUGUUAGUUUUGUUACUGUGUCACACGCCAUGUUAAAAAGUAACUAAAAUCUGGGAGUGAAAGCUAUCCUAAUACACACACACGACUAAACGCUGUCUCAAUUGAAAUUAUUUUUACAAAAGCUUUAAAAAAAAUUGGGUUGGUAAAUGCUAGCUCUUUUUGCCUUUAGUAAAAUUUUGGAGUUGCUCUUUCAGGGUACCGUUUUGUCAUCAAAGGGAAGGAUUGUGUAAGGUACCUACCCCCCAAGACUUCUAUACUGUAGUGUACACAAUUGGCCAUGUUUAGUAUUUGUAUCCAUUUUAGCAUUUAAUUGAGGAAGCCAGUAAAUUCUUUCUGUAUUUUCUGAAAAUAUGAUGGGAUGGGCUAAGGCCUAACCUGUGUAUUUUGUUUAUCUUUAACAUUAAGAUAUUGGAAGUUAUUUUAAAACUCUCAUUAUAGGAGAAAUAUAGGAAUGCACAUAACUAAAUGUUGACCACUUCUGUGCCUAUGUACUGAAUAAACAGGAAUAACUUUUGUGUCAUA